AGAUAGCGGCGUCUCCAACCUCCAGAAAACACUGAAGAAGGAAAGGUUUCUCUCCUGAACAUCUCCGUUGUCUGACAAUAAACUCUUUUUAUCGGAGACUGUGAGUUUAUAAUGAAAUUUAAAAAGCGCGUUUCCGUGAGGAUUUAAAACUCCUUUCUGCUUUAAACCCGGGGGUCAAGGAAGUUAAAUAAAAGUUCAGCAGGAAACAGACUGCCUCUUCCAGGAAGUCUCCAGCUCUUGAUCCUGCUCGCUCACAGCUGUGUGAGGAGAUGAAAACAGAGGCUAAAGAUGGAGGAACAGAAGGCAUUGUGAAGAAAGAGACACUGGAAUUGAGCAUCAGUAACCAUGGAAACAGCUUCCACAUCAUACCUGAAGUUGUCUCCAUUAAAGAGGAAGAAGCUGAUGUUAAAGACUUCCUCUAUUGUGAGGUUUGCAAAUCCGUCUUCUUUAGUAAAUGUGAGGUCCAUGGUCCGGCGCUGUUCAUCGCUGAUAGUCCUGUUCCCAUGGGGGUUGCUGACCGAGCCAGACAAACUCUUCCUCCUGGGCUGGAGAUUCAGAAGUCCGGUAUUCCUGACGCAGGCCUGGGAGUGUUUAAUAAGGGGGAGACUGUUCCAGUAGGUGCACAUUUUGGACCCUACCAGGGAGAGCUGGUAGACAAAGAGGAAGCCAUGAACAGUGUCUACUCUUGGGUGAUAUACAUGAGUCGGCAGUGUGAAAAAUACAUAGAUGCUAAGAGAGAGGUGCAUGCUAACUGGAUGAGGUAUGUGAAUUGUGCUCAUAGUGAUGGCGAGCAAAAUCUUGUGGCGUUUCAGUAUCGAGGAGGGAUUCUGUACCGUUGCUGUCGACCCAUUAAUCCAGGACAAGAGCUCUUGGUGUGGUAUGAAGAGAAAUAUGCCAGUGAUGUAGGCCCUAUAUUUGCCCAGCUCUGGAAUAUAAAGUGCUCUCUCAGUGGAGAGAAGCUGUAUCACUGCUCAGAGUGUGGAAAGAGUUUUACUGAUCAGAUUAAUCUCCAACAACACCAGCGCGUUCACACAGGAGAGAACCCAUAUCACUGCUCAGAGUGUGGAAAGAGUUUCUCUAAACAGAGUCAUUUCCAGCGACACCAGCGCGUUCACACAGGAGAGAAACCAUAUCCCUGCUCACAGUGUGGAAAGAGUUUUACUAAUCAGAGUUCUGUACAGCGACACCAGCGCAUUCACACAGGAGAGAAACCAUAUCACUGUACACAGUGCGGAAAGAGUUUCUCCCAACAGAGUCAUUUCCAGCGACACCAGCGCAUUCAUACAGGAGAGAAACCGUAUCCAUGCUCACAGUGUGGAAAGAGUUUCUCCCAACAGAGUCAUUUCCAGCAACACCAGCGCGUUCACACAGGAGAGAAACCUUAUCACUGCACACAGUGUGGAAAGAGUUUUACUCAGCAGGAUAAUCUUCAACUACACCAGCGCAUUCACACAGGAGAAAAGCCGUAUCACUGCUCACAGUGUGGAAAAAGGUUUAGUCAUCAGAGUAAUCUUCAACGACACCAGCGUAUUCACACAGGAGAGAGGCCACAUCACUGCUCGCACUGUGGGAAGAGUUUUAUUCAAAAAAAUGAACUUCAAUUACACCAGCGCAUCCAUACAGGAGAGAAACCGUAUCACUGCUCGGAGUGUGGGAAGAGUUUCUCUCACAAAGAUUAUCUCAAACAACACCAUCACAUUCACACAGGAAGGAAGCCGUAUUUGUGCUCACUGUGUGGAAAGAGUUUUAUUCAGAAGGGUGCGCUUCAACGACAUCAGCGUAUACACACAGGAGAGAAGCCGUAUCACUGUUCACAGUGAAGGGGUUUUACUGACCGCAGUAAUUUCCGAAGACAUCAGAGCAAUCACACAGGAAAGAAGCCUGCUUAAAAGAUCACUGCUCACAGGACCAGGCUCGUGUGAUAUAACAAUUUAAUCUACACAAUAUCAUUCUUCCCUCAUACGGUGCAUCUGGAAAGUAUUCACAGCGCUUCACUUUUCCCACAUUUUGUUAUGUUACAGCCUUAUUCCAAAAUGGACUAAAUUCAUUAUUUAAACUGCCCAAAAAUAGGUGUGCCAAACUUGUAGCAUCAUUCCCAAAAAGACUUGAGGCUGUAAUUGGUGCCAAAGGUGCUUCAACAAAGUAUUGAGCAAAGGCUGUGAAUACUUAUGUAAAUGUGCUUUUUUUUUGUUUUUUAUUUUUAAUAAAUUUGCAAAGAUUUUAGCAAAUGAAAUUGAAUACUUUCCAGAUGCACUGUAUCUAGUGGUGUUUAUUCUGAUUAUACUGUAUUACCAUACCUCCCAACCUUUAUGGUUCAGAAAUGUAUUUUUUAAAAAAACAAAAAAACAACAACAGCACUUUCAAUUUUGGCAGAAAGAAACAAAGGCAUAUAAGACAUGUUUGAUCUAAACAUAAAGAUAAUUUAUCAGGCUGGAUAAGAAUAGAUUUAUUCACAAUUUGUGUAUAGGAGCAUGUACAUAAUUUGGUAUUCAUGAAAAACCUGAAAGUUCUGCAAAAUGUAUCCUACUUGUGUGUUUGUGUAAAUAUAUGCAUAAAAGACAAAUUAAUGUAAACAUAAUUUGUUCAAAUCUAAUUUGCUAUGAGUUACUGUGAUUUUAUAAAUGCCUUGCACUGUCUCAGUAUAAGAUUAAAUUGCAUAUUUAUUUAUAUUUACCCACACCAACUGAAUUAACAUUUUGUGAAGCUUAGUCAUUUCACCUGCUUAUC
Molecule: messenger RNA, 2727 nt
Organism: Ictalurus punctatus (channel catfish)
Lineage: Eukaryota; Metazoa; Chordata; Actinopteri; Siluriformes; Ictaluridae
Product: zinc finger protein 883
Exons: 7
Coding region: 270-1820 (516 amino acids)
Biological process (GO): regulation of transcription by RNA polymerase II
Molecular function (GO): DNA-binding transcription factor activity; protein binding; RNA polymerase II cis-regulatory region sequence-specific DNA binding
Source: RefSeq, a predicted model, not a curated record